GUCGUGGCCUUCUUAGUGAGACGUCAUCAACAGGCUUUCUUCUUUAGUGGUCUGGAUCGGCUGGAGUUCGGAAACAGAGACAGUUCAACUAGAUUCAUUUUUCUUGACUCCUGCAGCAUCUAAAACUAAACAAAAUGCCUGGGCCUGCAGCUAGUGCAACAAACGUUGGUGCCUCCAGCCGUUCCCCCAGUAAGACAGUGGCCCCUCGCGCUGCUGGUACCUCAGCCAGACAGAGGAAAGCUCCCAGCAGUAGUGCACGCAGUGCAGGAAGGGCCACAUCAGCUGGAACAGGAGGAAUGUGGCGCUUUUACACUGAAGACUCACCAGGACUUAAAGUCGGCCCAGUACCAGUUUUGGUGAUGAGUCUGCUUUUUAUCGCAUCUGUAUUCAUGCUGCACAUAUGGGGGAAGUACACCCGCUCCUAAGCCUGAAUGACCUCUGAACUCUGACCCUGAAAUCUGUCACAGAAUCUUAUGCCAUUGGACUUGGACCAAACUCUGACCAUCAACACCCCAAUGCCCUUCACUUUAUUAUAACCUCCGUUUCAAGGGGUGUUCACCCACAUUAGAGUUUACCCAGUCACUACAACCAUUUAGUCAUUAUAAAACUGAAUCAGUUUUUCUGUUUUCCUUCACCAGAUCAGGACAUCUUUUUGUUUUUUUUUAAACCUUUGUACAAAACUAAAAAUGUAAAAUUGUACAAUAAAACAAUAUAAAACA
Triplophysa rosa is the source of this 719-nucleotide messenger RNA. It is a transcript of the gene sec61b, whose product is annotated as SEC61 translocon subunit beta. The record is from RefSeq and is a predicted model, not a curated record. NCBI's taxonomy places the organism in Eukaryota, Metazoa, Chordata, Actinopteri, Cypriniformes, Nemacheilidae. Gene Ontology annotation, biological process: intracellular protein transport. The transcript has 4 exons. Bases 135 to 425 code for a protein of 96 amino acids. Gene Ontology annotation, cellular component: Sec61 translocon complex.